This is a messenger RNA of Ochotona curzoniae (black-lipped pika), 786 nucleotides long. RefSeq names its product caudal type homeobox 1 (gene CDX1). Lineage: Eukaryota; Metazoa; Chordata; Mammalia; Lagomorpha; Ochotonidae. Bases 1 to 786 code for a protein of 261 amino acids. Gene Ontology annotation, molecular function: RNA polymerase II transcription regulatory region sequence-specific DNA binding; DNA-binding transcription factor activity, RNA polymerase II-specific. Gene Ontology annotation, biological process: regulation of transcription by RNA polymerase II; cell differentiation; anterior/posterior axis specification. Gene Ontology annotation, cellular component: nucleus. The transcript has 3 exons. The record is from RefSeq and is a predicted model, not a curated record.
AUGUACGUGGGCUAUGUGCUCGACAAGGAGUCCCCGGUGUACCCCGGCCCCGCCAGGCCCGCCAGCCUUGGUUUGGGCCCACAAACCUACGGGCCACCAGGCCCGCCCCCUACGCCCUCUCAGUACCCGGACUUCACCGGCUACUCUCACGUGGAGCCGGCCCCCACCCCCUCGACGGCUUGGGGAGCACCCUUCACUGCACCCAAGGACGACUGGGUGUCCACCUAUGGCUCUGGCCCCACGGUGCCUGCUGCCAAUUCAGCCCCACUUGCAUUUGGGCCUCCUCCGGACUUUAGCCCAGUGCCUGUGCCCCCUGGGCCGGGCGCCGGCCUCCUGGCACAGCACCUGGGUAGCCCGGGUGGCCCAUCAUCGCCUGGAGCACAGAGGCGGACACCCUAUGAAUGGAUGCGGCGCAGCGUGGCGGCGGGAGGCGGCGGAGGCAGUGGUAAGACCCGGACCAAGGACAAGUACCGCGUGGUCUACACCGACCACCAGCGCCUGGAGCUGGAGAAGGAGUUCCAUUAUAGCCGUUACAUCACCAUCCGACGCAAGUCCGAGCUGGCUGCCACCCUGGGACUCACUGAGCGGCAGGUAAAGAUCUGGUUCCAGAACCGGCGCGCAAAGGAACGCAAAGUGAACAAGAAGAAGCAGCAGCAACAGCCACCACCACCCCUUGAUGGCACCCCCAGCCCUGCUGGGCCACCCCUGGGGGGCCUGUGCCCCAGCAGCGCUAGCCUCCUGGGCACUCCCUCCCCAAUGCCUGUCAAGGAGGAGUUUCUGCCAUAG